CCGUGCGCCAGGGUCACGAUAAUAUUGCGGCGCGGGACGCCAACGGCUGCACGAGGAAGGUCCGUAGGACUCCUCCGGAGCCACGUCGCACCGCGCACGCGCAGCAACGGCUGCCCCGGCCGCGCGCACAGGAACCACCAGCAAGACCCAGCCAAGAUGAGCAGCCCCGAGCUGCGCAACGUGGAAGUAAGAGUACGGGUGCGCCCCGGCUCGAAGAAGAGCGCUGUACGCACGCACUCCACGAAAGAACUCUCGGUCGACGACAAGCGCUGGGCCUUCGACCGCGUCUACGGUCCCGACUCGCAACAAUCCGACGUCUACGAGGAGGCAGUGAAACCGCUCGUCGAGGCGACGCUGGAUGGCUACAACUCGACGGUCUUGGCCUACGGCCAGACGGGCAGCGGCAAGACGUAUACGAUGGGCACCGGGCACGAAACGCUCAGUCAAAACGAAGGCGUGGUCCCUAGGGCGCUGCGGGACCUGUUUGAUCAUGGUAGUGCCGUGAAGAUCCGCGGGUCGUAUGUGGAAGUGUAUAAUGAAGAACUCAGGGACCUCCUCGACCCCGCACCGAAGAAACUCCAUAUCCGCGAAGACGCGACGCGAGGCAUUUUCGUCGACGGUGCCCGGCAAGUGUCCCUGACCUCGGUCGAGGACGCCGUCACUUUGCUAGAGAGAGGUGCUGCUUCAAGAGCGACGGAGGCCACGAAGCUGAACGACCGCUCUUCCAGAAGCCACGCGAUUUUAACGCUGACGGUCGAGCGGCGCAAGCACUUGGUCGAGGACUCCAAUGGUGAUGUCAGAGCCUCGUCGCACAUCGCCGUCGUGCGGUCGAAGAUCCACUGCGUCGAUUUGGCGGGGAGCGAGCGGUGCAAGCGGAGCGGGGCCCAAGGCGCGCGUCUGAAGGAAGGUAUACAUAUCAACGGUGGGCUAUUGGCGCUCGGUAAGGUCAUCUCGGCCCUCUGUGACCGCGAGGAGGGCAAGUCGGCCCACGCGCCCUAUAGGGAGUCGAAGCUUACAAGGUUAUUGCAAGACUCGCUGGGCGGGACAGCGAGAACGUGCAUGCUCGCCUGCGUCUCUCCUGACUCACAAGAUCUGCCGGAGACACUCACAACUUUGGGAUACGCGUCUCGGGCGCGACGGGUGAAGAACACCAUUCAACAAAACGCCACUACUGUCGUCGUGCAGGGCCCUUCGCACCUAGAGUUGGAGAACCGGAGACUGCGGGCGCAACUCGCGGCCAUGAGCGUGGACAAGCCGCCGCCGCCGCCCUCGCCGAGGGACGACUUCGGGGAUGGGCCUCAUCGGUUGCAGCAGGCUGUCUGCGAAGGCAAUCGGCGGCUGGCGCAUGUCAAGGUCGCUUUAGAGUCCAUAGUGGCCAAGGGCGGCCUGGAUCUGAGGACGCGGGACGCGAUUCGAGCUAUUGUGGAGAGCGUAGGUGGGAAUAAAGGUGAUCCUCCUCUAGGUGAGCUCGUGACCGGAGGACCGGUCCGUGCUGUGUUAGAAUUACAAGCGGCCGUCGACCAGCGGGAUGCGAAGCUAAGAUGUCUGGAAACGCAACUACGCGAAGCUAGAAGUGACUUACAACGCGACGAGGAGAUCUUCGCGACGCGAGCGAGGGAGCUGCGAGACUGCAAGGAUGCAUUGCGACGGAAAGAUAGAGAAGUGUCUGACUUGAGGGCGCAUCUCGUGAGGGCCGAAGCUAGAGCGGACGCGACGGAGCAGGUCCUGAAGUCGGCCAAGAGUCGCUUAUCGACCGAUAACACAGAGAAUCAAGACCCCCUCGACCUGACUUCUAAGUUGAGAGCGUCCUGUUUGAGAGCCGAGUCAAAAGCUAAAAGGGACUUGGAUCGCGAGCAGGAGUCCCUCAAGCAGCGCGAACAGGCCCAAAAGAGGCUGCAGGUCCUCGAAGCGGAGAUCUCCACGAAGGAAGCGUGCAUUGCAUCGUUGGCGGCGUCGGAACGGGAAGCGACGAGGGCCGUGUCGCAGUACCAGAAGCGCAUCACUUUGUUGGAGCGCGAGGCCGAGCAGCUACGGUCCAUGCAGUCGCCUUGCACCGUACGCGAGAAGAAGAAUGAACUAGCGCAGCUGAAGAUGCAGGAUAUUGAAAGAGUGGAGCAGCUGCGGAAGGCCUCGGAGGUUAGGAUUUGUGAGUUGCACGAGGAAGUUUCUACUCUCAAAUCGCAGCGCGACUCGCAACGACCUUCUACUUCUAGACCGGUCACGGCGCGGACGCGCGACAAGCUCGAGAAGCGGGCGCACCGCUGGCUGCGACGACGUUUAGAUGCGGUAACACGACCGCCGACGGCCGGCGCCUCGGUUGAAACGGACCCCUUCGACGCUUUACGAAGUGACGUCGCCGAACUCCCGCAAAAGCACUGCGCGGCCGCGCUGACGGAGGCGCUGCGCCAGCUCGUCUCUCAUAGAAUCAACCGCGUCGUCACGCCUCCUGUUCCUCCUGCCACUAUUCAAGCUUACGAACAGAAGAUCGACAUGCUCCUGCGGGAGCUGCAUAAGUAUGAAUCAUAA
Messenger RNA from Pelagomonas calceolata, 2526 nucleotides. The record is from the annotation of a GenBank genome assembly. NCBI's taxonomy places the organism in Eukaryota, Pelagophyceae, Pelagomonadales, Pelagomonadaceae.